GCACUCUCCAUUCUUGAGAAGUGACAAAGGAACUACCAUUGUCGUGGUCGGUUUCCGGUCUGAUAGACCAACGAAAGGAUAAAUCAACAAGAUCCUCAUCUUCAAUUAUUUAAGUUACCCUUAUCUUCUACUUGGCAAAAAAAGACCAGGAUGUCCUCCGCCUCCGCCUCCGCUUCUUCCACCAUCCGGAAGUCUUCAUCAUCCUCGUACGAUAAAGAGAAAAAGCUUCCUUCCGACAGUGAAUUGCUCGCAGCAGCACAUAGGGAAGGAGAGAUCAAUAGGAAACUCCGAUUUCGAAUUAGCGAUUACAAGACGUUGCUGCAGGCGAGGAUAGAAAAUGUGGAUCGUGCGAUAAAAUCCGAGGUGGCAGCGCUUGUAGAGGAGAGUAGCACAGAAAUAUCGCGGACCGAAAAAGAAAGGAUAGAGUACUUCUGUUUCGCCGUUUUUCCAGUGGGUAGUUGUACUAGUACUUGUUAUUGUUUAAUAUUAUAGGAAGGAGCUUGUUAGUUUUGAAUGUUAUGUCACCUAAGAUUUAGCUAAGUGAAGUAAAGGUUCAAUUAUGUCGUGUGGAAGUCGGUUCACUGACCAUGAAUCUGUAUUACCACUUGGUAAAUGAAGUACUGAAAGAAUGGAAAAGACAAAUGAAGAGUAAAAGCUAUAAAUCGGUCAUAUCUUACUUCGAGAGAUAUGUAGUAGCACAGAAAUAUCGCGGACCGAAAAAGAAAGGAUACAGUACUUCUGUUUCGCAUGGAUCUCUCAUCAUCAUUAAAUUGAAGAUCCAUGGAUCUUCCCAUAUCUUCCUGAUAUUACUCCUCAUGAUCUUCUAGAUCUUGUAAAAACACAAAGAAGAAGAUCAAGAGAAGCACCUAUAGUCUUAGUCCAAAUAUAUAAAUCUAAAUCUCCACUGACACUCAGCAUUUUGAAGCAGUUGACCGAUUUGCAAGAGAUACGAAUAAAGCUUGAGGAGGCGAUUCAGAGAAAAACUUCGUUGAAGCAGAGAACGGAGACGGAACUCAAAAAGGGCAGGCGUGUGGCACUUAGUCAAAAAAACUAUGUGUUGAGCUAUUGUAGUAGUUGACGUGGAUGAAGAGAAGGAUAAGGAACAACAAAUGCUACUUAUCCUUGUGGGCCUUGUUGUCCUCGCCACACUUGAUGCAACCAAGAACACUCAUUUGGAUCUACUUGUGCAUCCAAUUUGACUCCAACCACUCAUUUGUAUCUACUUGUGCAUCCAAUUAUUUUUAUACUCCUGCUAGAUCUAGAUUAUAUUAAUUAAUAGCUCCACCUUGUUGUUGAAGUUCGUGCCUCGUCCCCGCUCCUUAUCAUUAUUUUCAUACCCCUUCUAAUCUGGAAACCAAGACGUCGCUGCGGAGGUACUGCGAGAAUUGAAGAAAGAGUUGGGAAAAAUUUGUGCCAGUUUGAAGAUUUUACAGAAGGAUGAUCGGGAAAUCCAGUUGGACGUCGAUAAGUUGUACAGAUCGAAAGAAGUGGUGGAAUAUGUCCUAGAUUUAUGGCCUGUUUUCGAAGGAGAAAAGACGUCAAAGAAAGAGACACCUUUAAUUUUGCGCGUGCAAAUUCAUCAUACUGCAUCCCGAACGACCACACUAGGCCAUCGACGGGAUGAUGCAUUUCCUGCGGUUGUAUGAACUUAGGCGACGGACCUCUAAUGAAUGCGAAGAAGACGCAGCUCAGCAUAGACAAGGAGCUGCUCCACUCGAGGUUCGAUUUCAAGCGGAUGGAAGCAGAUGCGAUAUUUCAGUCUGAAAUCGAGGAGAGAGAAACAGAUGUUGUAGGGUUCGAGGUUGAGAGCAGCAGGGAACGGGAACAAGGAGAAGGUGCAAUAACAAUAGAGAGCGCGCCGGGUGAUCGCGAAAUACAAAUAGACACUAGUUGUACUAGUAGUGCAAGUGCAACCAAAAAUAAUAGUAAAAUGAAUAGUCCAAGAGAUACCACAGGUCCCUCUAUAUCUAUACCAGUAGAAGAGCCUGAUGAGGUGCCACCUCAUCUUCCCGCUUCAAGCAAUGUUGAAGGCCAAUGUUUCCCCACCGUAGGACAAGUAAGAUUGAAAAGUAGAAGUUCAUGCUAGUAGCAGCUGAAAAUGAGUCACGAACAGCUAUUUGCAUUGCAGUCUAAUAUCCACGACCUGAGGAGGGUAUCGUUACUACUUGUAUUGCGCAGUGGAACGACAUCUUCGGAAGAUUUGAAAGUGGCAACUAUCUUCUCGCUCGUCGUGCGUUACGCAAGAGCAAUGUCCCCAGAAAUAUUUGUUAUCGUUAAUAC
Messenger RNA from Amoebophrya sp. A25, 2280 nucleotides. The record is from the annotation of a GenBank genome assembly. NCBI's taxonomy places the organism in Eukaryota, Dinophyceae, Syndiniales, Amoebophryaceae.